This is a messenger RNA of Rana temporaria (common frog), 983 nucleotides long. It is a transcript of the gene CUNH2orf76, whose product is annotated as chromosome unknown C2orf76 homolog. The transcript is spliced from 6 exons. Lineage: Eukaryota; Metazoa; Chordata; Amphibia; Anura; Ranidae. The coding region runs from base 117 to 497 and encodes 126 amino acids. The record is from RefSeq and is a predicted model, not a curated record.
GGGAAACAAUCGGUUACCAUAACAACUGACCCCGCCCUUAUAGUGAUUGACAUCCCAGGAAGAUUGUCCCUUCCCGGAAGUCGUACAGGAUCCAGGCGUGUCACUCCCGGAUUCAGAUGUCCUCUCCGGAGGUGACGGUGACGGUGCGAUUGGUCCGAUCCUUCGAGCAUCGGAAUUUCCGUCCGGUUGUCUAUCAUGGGAUGGACUUGGAUCAGACGGUGCAGGAAUUCAUCGAAUAUAUAAAGAAAGAUGUGGCGCAGCGGGUUGGAUUGCCGCCUCCAUUCAAGAAGUACGGCUACGAUACAAUGAAGAUCAUCCACCAGGCACAUGGAGCCAAGACCAAUGAGCUGGUGGUGGGUCUGGAGGACGAUGAGAAGCUGAUCCUGGGCAGUGGACAGACCCUGCGGGAGGCCGGCGUAGUCCAUGAGACGGAAAUCGCCCUCUUCUGCGACUCCGACUACCGACAGUACAAGGAGAAUCCCGUCUGCAGCUGGUGACCGGAACCUUCCGCCAUCUUCUCUGACCCCGGAGGAUUCUGGGAACUCGCACACGGAAUGUUCUUCUGAUUGGUAGUGAUAAGACUUUAAUCUCCUCCCCCAUCACGCAGACCAAUAAACUGCCUCCCCAACCCCCGCUCUGUGUACAGCUCACUUCUUGGGGGGGGGGGGAAGCCCCCAUGACUCCAGGGGGAGGGGUGUCUGAGAUUUACACAGCAAAGUUUUUGCUCUGAUGCAGUUUGGAAACACAGGUCUCCCCCCUCCCCCCCUAGCCUGUGAUUGGAUGAUGAAAGGAACAGCAGCAGACUGAUGAGCUCCUCCCUGGCACUCUGCUCUCCCCUCCUAUUGGCAUGCCUUUUAGGCUGCAGCACUUCUAAUUGGCUCCUUGUUCUGCUUUUUCAGUCUCUCCCAGUCUGAGCUCUGCUGUACAGAGAUUAUAGGAGGAUGGCGGUCAUUAUGCGGCUUGUAAUAAAUAAUAUGAACGCA